Messenger RNA from Phaedon cochleariae (mustard beetle), 12928 nucleotides. The record is from the annotation of a GenBank genome assembly. Lineage: Eukaryota; Metazoa; Arthropoda; Insecta; Coleoptera; Chrysomelidae.
CGGGGGUGUCUGGCUGGCAUGAACGCGGACGUGUUUUUCCAAACAAACGCCUUUCGUUGACCUAUAAAAUACGUGUUUGGGUGGUAAUGCGCAUGAAGAAAGUCGACAGUGUGCCCUUGGCGAACAUGUUGCACACGGUAAUUAGCGUAGUCGUAAUCGUAAGCGUGUGAUCCUGAUCAAGUGAUCAUGUCCGCGAGGAACGAGGGUGCGAUCAGCCGCGGGGGUGAGGUUCUUCGUUGCGGGCUGCUCAAGAUUCUCAAGAAGCUGAAAACCUCGCGGAAAAAGUGGUUCGUUUUGAGGGCGGAAACGGCGGAAUCCUCGGCCAGGCUGGAGUAUUAUGACAGCGAGAAGAAGUUCCACAAUGGCCAGGCGGCCAAGCGGAGCAUCCAGUUAAAAACGUGCUUCAACAUCAAUAAGCGGCACGACACCAAGCACAAGCACGUGAUCGCCCUUUACACCAAAGACGAUUGUUUUUGCGUGGUGCUGGACUCUGAGGAGGAGUUGGAAUCGUGGUUAAAGACCUUGUUGUCUCUGCAGCAUGGAGAGGAGGCUGCAGAUGGGGAAACUCCUAGACCCACGUUCGAGCACGUAUGGCAAGUGGUGGUCCUGAACAGAGGACUAGGUACCGGCAGGACGGGCAACUACCGUCUCUGUCUCACCGAUAAGACUUUGAGUUUGAUAAAGAAAGAUGACACAAAUUGCGUCAUCCACCUCCAGCUUACCAACAUCAGGAGUUGCGGCAGUUUGAAGAACUACUUUUUCCUAGAAAUCGGUCGAUCCAGCUUAUUGGGAGCAGGGGAGGUUUGGAUGGAAUCGGAAGAUACCAAUAUAGCCCAGAACAUCCACACAACGAUAUUCCAUGCGAUGUCAACUAAUAGCAAGCAUGAUGAGAUGCGUGUCAGAUCUUCUUCAGCUACGGAAUCUUCAAAACCUAAUAAUACAUAUAAAAAACAAUUUCCGAAGCCUGCUUAUUUCACUCAUGGUCGCGAGCGGUGCGACAGCAUGCCCUCUCGCCCUCGGGCCGUCAGCGAGGGCACCCACCCCGCCCCGGGCGGCCGCUCCUACCCGGCGCAGGCGCGCUCGCACCACCCGCCCAGCCCGCCCUCGGCGGCCGCCCACAGCCCGCUCAGCGCCGCCUGCUCCACCACCGACUCGUCGACGGGCGGCUCGUCGUACAGCCUGGCGGCGGACGAGGCGGACGGGGGCGGGGCGGGCGGCGGCGGCGUCGGGGAGUUUGAGGUUAGGUAUCCGGUGCCGCUGACGCCGGACGAGGCGAUCGCCGAGGAGGAUUGCCCGGAGAGUCCGCCGUGCGGUAUGCACGGCAUGUAUGUGCCGAUGCGUCCGCACUCCUCCUCCGAUGACGGAUACGUCGACAUGUCGCCGCGUUCGAGGCCGCUCUGGCUGCACUCCGCCGCCGUCGUUUCCGGUACCCCCUCCACCGACGUCCGUUUCUCCGACUACCCGCUCGACAAGGUGGCCUCGUACCUGGCCGGCGAUCACGACGCCUCGCGCCCGACGCGCGCCUACUCGGUGGGCUCGCGGCCGGAGGGGCACGUCCCGGUCGGCGGGCGGCGCGUCGAGGCGGCGGGCGGCCUGACGCCCGAGGAGGCGCGCGGGCGCUCCUUCAGCACCGGCUCGAAGGCGAAGCGCGGGCCGAGUCGCGUGCUGCCCCACCACCAGCACGUCGGCGGCGGCAAGUCGAGCAGCGCGCCGAUCCUCCUCAAUUCCAGAAACCACAGCUGUCAUGGCUCCAACGACCCCAUGAACAACCACAUGUUCAUGGACUUCUCCGGAGGCUCCAACAACACGCUCAACAACAACUCCCCGAAAACGCCCAGCGGGUACGUCGAGAUGAAGCCGGGCGUCGAAAUCGCCUCGAGAAAACCAUCGGAAAUUUCGUCCUCGUACAUGGACAUGUCGGGAUCGGCGCCUUCGAUAAACACUCACGGCGAAUACCACUCGUUCGUCGACAUCAGCAGGCAGUACAAGUUGCCGGCGCACACCAACAACAACUACGUCGACAUGGACAAGGGCAAGAACAAACCGAAGCCGUCGACGUCGCCGUGUUGGCACCACGACUACCUCGACAUGUCGGCCAAUCAGACGCGUCGCUCCGACAGGGGGUCGUCGUUCGGCUCGCAAGCGUCGGCGGCGUCGUCGCCGAGAAACGGCGACUACAUGCCGGCGAGCUUCUCGCAGCAGGAGGCGGUCAAGACGCCCGAGGGGUACGUCGAGAUGACGUUAGGUGGGCGGCACAACAGGCAGGGGAGCUUGGACGGAGCACAGACGACGUCGACCGGCAGCGCCGACUACCUCGACAUGUCGGGCGGCACGUCGUCGACGAAGAGGAAGCCCUCCUCGUCGCGAGAGAAAGUUUGCUCGCAGCCGAUCUCGAUCCAGUCGGCCGGGGGCAGUGGCGGCAAGAGCGCCUCCAGUCCCGUCUCGUUCUCGUCGCUGCUGGGCAGGAAAGCGUCGACCGGCACGCCGCCCAAGAUGCACCUGCCGCUCGCCUCGUGGGCGGCACCGUACUCGAGUCUGCCCAGACAGAGGACGCGCAAAGACUCGAAGGACAGCUCCGGCUCGAGCGUCGGUACGCCGAGCACCUCCGGCGCCAUAUUCCCGAUGAGCCUGAACAGUCCCAGUUCCCCGAUGAGGCCCGUCAAGGUCGAAAUGUCGUCCACGCCGUCGGCGCUGAAAAUCCCGGCGGCGAUCCUCAACGCCAUCUACAAGAACAACAACAAGUCGAAUAUCGCGUCGAACGCCGGCGGCGGCGGCGGCGGUGGGGAUGAUUACGCUUCGAUGGAUUUCGAGGUUAAGAAGGGCAAGGAGAACAACCUAGCCAAGGAGUUCGACGGCCAGAAGAAGGCGGCAAAAAAGCACGCGGACUACGUCAACUACGCGCCGGCCGCCCCGUCGCCCGCCCCCCCGACGCCGACCGAGGGCGACUACGCCCCUAUGCGACCCGGGGCGGUGCCGACCAGGUCGCUGGGGCAUCUGUCGCUGGCGGCGGACGCGAGGGUGGGGCAGCCUGAGGCUGGGGGCGGACCGAUGGAGGAGGGGGCGUUGGGCGGCGGGAUGGUGGCGGUCGGGGAACAGAAAGAUGCCGCUCACAGCUGCAUCAGUUCCACGAGCCGAGACGAAACCCCACCACACUCCUCGACCAACGAAUGCGUCUCCCCCGCGGCGAAAAUCUCCCGCCCGAAUUCCGCCAACGACGACACCAUCACCAAAACCUCCUCCUCCUCCUCCACCAACAAAACCUCCCCCUCAAUAGCUGUCGAAAUUCCCAAGGUUCCUACGCAGGUGGUGGGGAGAGGAGUCACUUCGUGCGAAUUGUGGGCGAGCACGCCAUCGUUGGCGGCGGAUUCGGACCGGCAGUCGCAGCUGCAGCCGCAGCCGGGCAAGCUGCAUUACGCCAGUUUGGAUUUGCCGCAGGCCAUGGAGGAGGAUGAGGCGUGCAGCCCGAGGGCUUGCCCGAGAAGGGGCAGCCCGGGUGGAUCGGAAACCGCCGCCGCCCCUUCAGGCGAACAGGCCUUCCUCUAUGCUGAGAUCGACUUCAUGAAAAGCGAAGGUUUGAGACAGAACACUAACAAUAGCCAAAGUUUGUUACAUAACGCUAAAGUCAAGCAUUAAUUUUAGUGUAAUCGUAUUUUUAACGAUAUCGUUUUAGCGUAACCGUAUGGUAGAUAAUUGAAAGUAUAAUUUCGAUUACCAGAUCGGCAAUUUUCGGUUCCUGAUCCAGUACUGAUGGCGCCUAUACGGGGGAUAAUCGUUAGUGAAUUUUGCGCUCGAUAUAUUUUACAACUUUUCCAGUUGUAUUUCAGGAGGUGUCAAUUAUUUCUCAGAAUAGUCAGUUGUAUUUCAGAAAGCGUCAAUUGUAUUCCAGAAUAGUCACUUGUAUUUCAGAUAGCGUCAAUUGAAUUUCAGAAUGUGUCAUUUGUAUUCCAGAAAAUAUCAUUCGAAAUACAAUUGACGCUUUCUGAAAUUCAAUUGACUAUUCUGAAAUACAAUCGACGUUUUCUGAAAUACAAGUGAUCAUUCUGAUAUGCGAUUGAAGCUUUCUGAAAUUCAAUUGACUAUUCUGAAAUACAAGUGACUAUUCUGAAAUACAAUAAUUGAGGCUUCCUGAAAUUGAAUUAUUAUCAUUAUUAUUAUUAUUAUUAUUAUCAAAAAGUGAGAAUGGGCUGAGGCGUGAUCCUAUAAAAGCCCAUUUAUACAUGACGUAGUUGUAUUUACUCAGUAAUACGAUCUAACCGACUUUUGAAUGAUGAUACUGAGGGUGCAUUAACUAUGUCUGCAUCCAGGUUGUUCCAUGCCAUGAAAACACGAUUAACUAUGAAGUUCUGCCGUUUUGAUGACCUGAAAUGGUCCUUCAUAAGUUUGAAAUUAUGUCCUCUUAAUCGUACAUCAGCAUUUAUCUGGAACAGAUCACUCAGUGUGGGUAGGUGUCCAUGAAGAAUCCGAUAAGUUAGGAUCAAGUCUCCAUGAUGUCUUUGAUCUUCGAAUGUUGUCAGGCUUAACUGAUUCAAAUGAAGGACAUUGGGGUUGCUCGUUGUUGCACAGAUUUGAACAUGUUACAAUCUCUGAUCAACUCCGGGCUCCACUCAUGUCCUCCGUAUUCUAGGAUUGGCCUAACAUAAACUUUUUACAGGUUAGUGAAAGUUUCAAGUGACGUUUUCGAAAAAAAAUUUUUCAAGAGGUAAAAUUUUGUAUUCGCUCGUUUGCAUAUGUUUGAGAUAUGCUAUGACCACAUUAAAUUGUUGGUUAUGGUAACUCCAAGAUCAUUGUGGCAUUCAACCUCAACUAAUUGCUCAUCAUUGAUGGUAUAAUUUUUUUCUUGGAUUAUCAUUACCAAGGUGGAGUACACAAUUGACGCUUUUUGAAAUAAAACUGGAAAAGGUGUAGUUUGUUUUUUGACUGCACCUUUUUCAGUUGUAUUUCAGAAAGUGUCAAUUGUAUUCCAUAAUAGUCCCUUGUAUUUCAGAAAGUAUCCACUGUAUUUCAGAAUAGUCAAUUGAAUUUCAGAAAGCGUCAAUUGUAGUUCAGAAUAGUUAGUCACUUCUACAGCAGAAAGCGUCAAUUAUUGUAUUUCAGAAAAGUCAAUUCAAUUUCAGAAAAUGAAAAUUGUAUUUCAAAUGAUAUUUGCUGAAAUACAAAUGAUUCUUUCUGAAAUUCAAUUGACUAUUCUGAGAUACAAUUGACUAUUCUGAGAUACAAUUGACUCUUUUUGAAAUGGAAUUGACCAUUCUGAAAUACAACUGGAGAAGGUGUAGAUUGGAAAUAAGAAGGUGAGAAGGUGUAGAUUGUAAAUGAGAAGGCUAAAAUGAUCUUGAAGAAACUUGACAAACAAGUUACUCAACCUUACACGUUUUGUGGUAGUCUGAGAAUAUACUGGAACACAAAAAGUAUGCAAACGAAAUUUUCUGAAUUCAACUGCUGUCGGUACUGAAUCUACUGAUUUUCCUUUCUGAAAUCAAGAAUUUGGACUGUUGAACGACUAUGCGAACUAUGUAUGAAAAAUAUGCCAACAUUGAACGAGGAGGGCAUUAUAUCUGCAUCCCUUAAGGGUCUUCGAGAGUCCAAGAUCGUUUCUGCGCAUGUCAGGUUUUCAAGGUUGAACAAGCCGGGAAUUUUAAAAUCAGCUGAAAUCACUAAUAUUCACGAAUAUGUAGGUUUUGUGGGUCAGUAGUAAUAGCACUGAUGACUCAGGUAGUUGAUUAUUUCAUUUUGGAAAGGUUUUUGCAAAUGUUAUGUCGCUAUGUAGUAAUUCAUUGAAAACAUGUGAAAGAAUAAUCUGAUUCCAAUGCAUUGAAACAAAAGCGAUCAGUGUGAAUGAAAACACUAUUCCAAAGGAAGGAAGUCAUCUCCACAAAUUUCAAUGAUGUUACAUAAUCAUAAUGGACCUGUUUCGGUCUUAUAAAAGACCAUCUUCAGCCUAAUUGAAAGUUUUGGAGUUGAAAAAAUGUUUGAUGCUACUAUUUCUUGAAUUGUCGAUACCCAUAGUCCAGAAUUCAAAUACUUGAUGAAAAAACGGGUUCUCAAUAAAUGAAGGGCAUUGCCAAAAGGUUUAUUUUUGACAACACCAUAAAUUAACGGGUUUUCUAACCAAAUUAGUUUAGAUUUAAACACGUGCUGGCUGUUUGCCCAUCAAUUUUAUUGAUAUUUUCUUCAAGUAGCGCUUUCAUAAGGGCACGGGGAACCCCUUUUUAAAAAACCCGUUAAUUUAUGGUGUCAAAAACAGAUCUAUUGGCAAUACCCUUCAUAUACCAUUCUGGUAUGUGGAAUUUUCAAUAAAAAUAAUAGUAUGUCAUUAAUUGAGAACCCGUUUUUUGAGUUCUGGACUAUGGGAAUCGACAACAAUUCAAGAAAUAGUAGCAUCAAAUAUUUUUUGAACUCCAAAACUUUCAAUUAGGCUGAAGAUGGUCUUUUAUAAGACCGAAACAUGUCCCUUAUGAUUAUGUAACAACAUCAUUAAAAUUUGUGGAGAUGACUUCGAGCAUCCCUUCCUUCCUUCCCAUUUAUUGUAAAAACAAAUCAACUAAUAACAUUCGAAAUAGAUGUCACUAAUACAGGGUGUUUUGUAAUAUGUCGGACACACUCCUUAGUAUGAUAGAGCGUCUCGAAAAAAUGAUGAAAGUUCCUAUAAACAUAAUAUCUCAAAAACUCUUUUGUGUCCGAGUUAGAGAUUGUUAAAAUUUCAAGAUUUUUCAAAUUAUUGCCUUAUAGUUCCUGCACUUUUCAAGAUUUCCAGCUCAAAUUCGGAAUACGGGUUACACUGUAGGGCUCACAUCAUUGGGCAUGCCAUAUGGUCUUGAUAAUAUACAGGAAGAUAUUUUUUCUUCCUCAAUUCGACCUUUUUCGGUUCCCUACAAGGGCGAAAUCAAAAAACAAUCAUCCCUCACUUGGGCGGCACCAGUACUGGAAAUUCAUAGAAUUUAUCUAGCGUUUGUAAUUUUUUAUGAUCGAUAUGUUAUUAUUGCGAAUAUCUUAUUUUUAUAAGAAAUUUGCUGAAUAUCACUUUCCUAAGAUUAGCAAGAGCAGCUAUAUUUUUCCUAUUUGUGUAUAGUUGUAAUUUUGUACAUAGUAUUUCUAUUCUUUUCAUCGUUUUUGUGAAUACAUAUUAUAUAGGAGUCAAUAUCUUAUUCAUAGACGUUUUAUAAUUAUAAAAUUAUUAUUAUUAUUAUUAUUAUUAUUAUCAUAUUUAAUAUUUAACCGAUUAUAAUCAUGGCUUCUUUGUAGCUGCAGAUAAAAAAUUGUAGAAACGAUAGUUUGGUGAUCAGUCCCUGGAUGGAUUGCCAACCAUCCUUUCAUUAGAUAAUAAUGUCACUAAAUAAUCAUAUUUUUCGGGAUGUCUGUGAGUCUGAUUGACGAAUAAUCAUUAAGUCCAAGAAUUUCCAAUGUUCCUGUAACUAUUUUUCUAGGCGUCAUCUUGAUGAAUUCCAUUAUUGACCCUGGAAUCGGUAAAGUUAAUAAGCUCUUUAAGCGAAAACAAAAAAACACGUAAACUACUUACCAGAUGAAGUGGGACAGCCAAAUAAUUGACUGAUUUUGAUAAGCUAUAACAUUUCUUGGCCGAUGUUGGAUUUUCAACCAAAGGUAGAAAGCGUCAUCCUUCUACUAUGCGUCAUUGGCGUCGGGUUUUUAUUUUUGCGAUUCGUUCUCUUUGUACAGAGUGUCAGUUAAGAGCCGGAAAAAUUUCAAAUGUUUGACCAAUAAUUUGGGAAAUGUGAGGGACCCUAGAAUUCUGUUUCAGAUGUUGGGUGAAUGGUUGGUCCUAUACCUCGAGACGUCUUUGAAAUUUUUUGGAUUAAUUGCGUUGCUAUGGAAAAAUCGCCAUUUUUAUGAAAUUUCAUUUUCAAUUCAAAAUGUGGCCUCUUUUAGUUAAACAAUAACAGCCAACAUUCAAACUGCAACAAGGGAUAUUUCUACUGUAGAUAAUUAACACUAGUGCCGCGCGAAAAGUGCUUUAUGAUAUUUAGAAACGUAAAAUUCGUUUUUUUUUGAAGACUUCAACAGUUUUAUUGAUCGUUACAGUUGAAGAGGUGUCAUAUCCUUAAUUAGCAUGAUGUUGACAAAUUCAGAGGUGCGAAAAAAAGAGUUUAUGAUAUUUAGGAACGACAAAAACUCUCUAUUGAAAAACAUCAACAAGAUUUUUUGAAAUUUUUUCUGACAGAAUUAUCAAAUUGUACGGCUCGGAAAACAUCAGAAGCCAGAAUCACGUUCCUGAAUUUUCAUUCAUGAAUAAUGAUACAGGAAAAUUUUCACUGGGGAACAAAGAACAACACUUGAUAAAAUUAUUAAAAAUGUUUCCAUAUCAAACUCUCUGAAUCGCCUUGAUGAUACGCCAAUGGAUUACUUGGAUGCUCACCUUGGAUAAGUAAAAAAACAAUGAUAAUGAGACUGAAAUUCUGGUUCUCCAAUUUUGCACACCUUUGAAUUUGUCAACAUCAUGCUAAUUGAAUGUAUGGCAACUUUUUACCUGUGACGAUCAAUGAAACUGUUGAUUUUUUUCAAUAAGAACGUUUUGUCAUUUCUAAAUAUCAUGAACUCUUUUUUUGUGCGCCUCUGAAUUUGUCAACAACAUGCUAAUUAAGGAUAUGACACCUCUUCAACUGUAACGAUCAAUAAAACUGUUGAAAUUUUUCAAUACAAACGAAUUUUUCGUUUCUAAAUAUCAUUAACCCCUUUUUGCGCGCCACUGGUGUUAAUUAUCUUCAGUAGAAAUAUCCCUUGCGCCAGUUUAGAUGUUGGCUGUUGUUGUUUAACUAAAAGAGACCAUUUUUCAAAUUAAAAAUGAAAUUUCAUAAAAUGGCGAUUUUUCUAUAGCAACGCAAUUAAUCCAAAAAAUUUCAAAGACGUCUCGAGGUAUCGGACCAACCAUUCACCCAACAUCUGAAAAAGAAUUCUAGGGUCUCCCACAUUUCCCAAAUUAUUGGUCAAACAUUCGAAAUUUUUCCGGCUCUUAAUUCACACUCUGUAAAUAGAGAACGAAUCGCAAAAAUAAAAACCCGACGCCAAUGAUGCAUAGCCCAAGGAUGACGCUUUCUACCUUUGCUUGAAAAUCCAAUAUCGGCCAAGAAAUUUUCGAGUUAUAGCUUAUCAAAAUUAGACAAUUUUUUGGCUGUCCCACUUCAUCUGGUAAGUAGUUCAUUUUUUUGUAUUGCAUUACUAUUGUGGCAACUGUGAAAAAUCCUGUUAGAGAAAAAUACUAUACAGAAUGACACCGGAUAAAAAAUACAUAAGUACAAUGUGUGUGAUUUCAACUUGCAACGCCCCCCUAAUUUGGAAUCCGUCGACCCUUCUUCAAAAACUAUAAUUCAAUAAUAUAGUACUUAAAAUUCCAAAAACGACUAUCAAGCAAUUUUUUGUCGAAAAAGUGAAUAAGCCUAUUUAAUUCAGGCAGAUUUGACUACAUUUUUGGAAAGAGCUCAUGUACUGCUGUAUUAUCGAAUUUUUGUUUCUGAAAAUUGGUCAAUGGAUUGCAAAUUGGGAGGGUGUUAUGAGUUGAAAUUGCACACGCUGUAUUUUGAAUGAAUUUCUAGUAACUUUUUGAAAAAAUAUACAUUAGGUGUUUUGCGUCAAUGGCGAUUCCAGAAUAAUUCUGAUCGAAAAUCCCCAGAAAUAAUUUGAAUUCUCUGAUCUUCUCUAUUCAUAAACCUCUUGAUGUUAAUCCUAUUGAAUUAAAUCAUCAUUAUGUUGGAUUGGGAAUACUACUUAGAGGGAAGUUGGAUAAUAUACAGUACAGACGUAAAAUUUGAAACCAACAUUUUUUAUUGUCCUCGUUUCAUUUUGUAUUUAAGGUGAUUUUUCUUGAACCGUGUGCAAAACAAUUUGAAAUCAAGCAUUUUUUAUGUAAGUUAUGGCGUCAGCAAUCAAUAUGGUCCAUUCCUGUUCAAAAACUUCUAAAUAAACGGUUUGAACCACGAAAACGUGUGUAGAAGUAUCUUCAACAUGGAUUUUUGCGACACAAAAAAUCCAUUUUUUAUGUUGAAAACGAGGGCAGAUUCGUUCCCAAAACGUCCAAAGCUAAGAAAAAAUUUUAUUUUUUUCCCAUAUAAGUACCUUUAUUUCUCUUCUCUUCUCCAAACUUUUUUCAAUACAAAUUGUCACUGACAAGCUAGUAAAUUUUUCUUUUAGGCUCUCUGAUAGGAAAAUUCUUUGGACACAUUGACAUUUUGGGGCAAAUCAUCUGAUUUUUCCUUACUACAUGUAUAUUGAAAUAUUAUUCAUAUUUUUAUUUUAUAGAAACGAGGAGAGAAAAUCCCCAAAAAUCUGGAAUAAUCAUUUUAGUACCCAUUUAAAUAAAUUUCGCUUUUGAAUGCUAGACAAUAUGCAUGCUUUAAUUUGAACCACCAGGCUGGUUCAAGAUUCAGAAUUCCCUGAUCGAAUUUUGAAAUGAAUUAUGAUUGAGAGUUUCCAUAUGAUGCCGACUUUAUGAAGGACACUGUAUAUAAAUAUCUAGCGACAAGGAAUAACUAGUUAAUGAUUUUAAUUAAUGAAAUGGAAUCAGAAUUCACUUUUCAAAAUGUGUGAAAAAAAUUUGUUUUGAAAAUUUGUAUAUCGCUACUUCGCGUGGUUAGUCAAAUACGUUUGUUGUUCACCUCAACGUUUACUUAUUGAUUGUCGAGAUUACUACAAUUUUUCACUCUAUUUACGACCCUGUUUUAUAAUGAAAAUAUCUUUUGAGAUAUCUUCUGCAAAAAUCAUUUAAACAAUUCAGGAUAUUCACAGUUUCAAUCCUAAAUAUUCGAGUUCUCAUAUUUUGUUGAUAAAAUCAUCAAAUACAAUCUCCCCUUCAAAUACAAACAGGAUGUCUCAAUUGAAACGAAACACCAUCAGUAAUUCAUGUUUUUUUUUUUUUUCAUGGAAAUAUGCCAAUGAGGCCUCGGGACCCGUCUAAAACUGAACGAGUCCUUAUACUCUCUAGAAAACUCUAAUAGUACAGGGUGAUUCACCAUAAAUGUCCCCAACUCCCUCUAGCUCAGUUAUUUUUGAACCGAUUGCAAAAUUUUAAAUAUCUUCUCAAAUGAUUUUUGAUAGAGUAUUUUUCCGCUACAUCAGAAAAUACAAGGUGCUCGGAACAAACGAUCUACAGGGUACUAUUCGAAUUUUUUUAGAUGGGACAACCUUUUUUUCGUUGUAUUUUCAGAUUCUCCCUGAAGAGCUGGUUUCAUCAAUGUAUCACACUUGGGGUCUAGCGAAAAUGAUUACAGAGAUAUAGGGUGUUCAAAAUCGAGAUUUUUCAACUUCAGAAUUUUUCUGAGACGAAACUAUUCAUUAUCAGUCAAAACGGCUUUCAUGUCCGUAUCUUAACUAUUGAUUUACUAUCUACUGACAUUUGAUAAUUGGAACAGAUACAGGGUGAUCUUGAACCACACUGUAUAUGUUCCAAUUAAAUGUCAGUAGAUAAUAAAUCAAAAGUUGAGAUAGGGACAUCAAAGCCGUUUUGACCAAGUGUGAUGUAUUGAUGAAAUCAGCUCUUUAGGAAGUAGUACUCUGUAGAUCGUUUGUUUCGAGCACCCUGUAUUUUCUGAAGCAACGGGAAAAAAAUUCUGAAAAAUCAUUUUAGAUGAUUCUUCAAAUUUUCAAAUCGGUUCAAAAAUAAGUGCGCUAGAGGAGGGACAUUCAUGGUGAAUCACCCUGUACUUCAAGAGAUACUUGUAUUUUUUCAGGCGCGAAUAUUAUUAAUUAUGUAAAUUUGCGACAUCCUGUUAUAGUAAACAUGUUUUUUCUUCUACCCCUAACAUGAAACCUGUUGAAGAUAAUGAUAAUAAAUCUCCAAAUACAAAUUUGAAAUAUUCAAACCAAACUGAUGAAAUUAAAUUGAAAAGAAUACUCACUCAUAAAUCAGAUCUUGCCAUAUUACCGCUGAAGAAUAAGAAAUGGAAUAUCGAGAAAAUUCCUCAUGAAAUCAAAAUUAAUCCUUAGAGCAGGCAAUAUCUUUCACAAUAAUUGUCUUCGAUCGGAAUUAUUGAUGUAAAAUACUUUGAGCUUUGAGCAGUUAUUAUAGGUGAACAUUGUGGAGUUGAAAUGGCAUGCUUUAAAUAAUGAGGAUAUCAAUUGGAACAAUCGAUCCUCAUUACUUUUUCUCCUUUUGGGUUAUGAAAUAAUAUCGAAGAAACAUUUCAGUAGGAUGUGUAGGAUGUUCAUAGCUGGAUUUUCUUUGUUUUCUUGAAAAAUUCAAAUUGAAUAUUGUAUUUUGUAAUUUUAAGAUGUUUUGUAUGAAACAUAUUCACCAAAAACAAGUGAAGUUGUGAGUUCUUUCAUUGAUUGGUGGUAACUUCAUUGAAUAUUAACUAAAAAAUACUCACAAGUGAAUGUUUUAAUAUCGUUUGCUGUGUUUAUUUUCAAUUUUUGACUAAAAUAUUGUGAAUUUUAGCCCCCUCUCUGUAUUUGUUGUUUUGGGUAUAUUAGGAGAAAUGUAUAAGAAUGGCUAAUCGUUUAAAUUUGUCAUGUUGCUUGUUAAUGAUAUCUUAGUUUAAUGAACUGGAAAGAGUAUCUGAAUGUUUUAUUAUGGGAAAGGAAGCAUUUUAAUACCAUGAGUAGUUGGCGUUUUUUAUACUAAAAAAGACGAAAUGAAUAGGUAAUUAGUAGGUAUUGACAUUCGCAUAGCUUCUUGUUAAAACAAUUAUGGGAAUUUGGGUCAUGUUAUAGAAAAAAAGAGAUUCCGCUGCCUGCAUAACUGAAUUGAAUAGGUACAAAAUUAUAAUUGGUCUAUAUUUAGUAACAUUAUUAUUGUUUCUGCUAGGGAAUUGUUGGUAUAGGAAGAUUGUUCUGAUUUUUUUUUAGGAAAUGAACAUGAAAUUUAGGAAAAGAGCAGUUCUAAAAAUGUAAUUAUAUUAAUCUUGUAAACUUUAUAUUAUUAUGUAUGUACCAUUUUUUUUAUGUAUGAAAAGCCAUUCGGAAUAAAUGAAAACCUACUUAGAAU